GGGGGUUGCAGCUAAUAGCGAGGCUGGAAAAGAACAGCGGGCGGUGCUAAGGCGGGCUUCCAAUGUAUUCGGUGUAGCAUUUUCUCUCCCUCUCUCACCGAGCAUCACAUUGUUACGGGGAGAAAAUAAAGGAUACGGUGAUGUGUUUUUCUAAUUUGCAUCCUGCUUUCUCACUGCGAGGCUCUGUUGUGGAUGGCUUACAGUGUUUCACUCAAACUGCAGCACGAUUUGCGUGUGGAGCCUUGUGGAUUCUACCGAGAAGCAAGCGUGCAGUUUCAGAUGAAGUCUGCGGGCUCUGUGGAUCAGGAUUUGUUCACAGACACCUACUGCAAGGUCUGCAGCGCUCAGCUGAUCUCCGAGUCGCAGCGAGUGGCGCAUUAUGAGAGCCGGAAGCACGCGAGUAAGGUGCGUCUGUACUACAUGCUUCAUCCCGUGGAUGGCGGAUGUCCUGCCAAGAAGCUCAGAGCGGAAAACGGCAGUGACGAUGGUGAUGUGGACAAGAACAAGUGCUGCACCCUCUGCAACAUGUCCUUUACCUCAGCCGUGGUGGCCCAGUCACAUUACCAAGGGAAAAUCCACGCCAAAAGGCUGAGACUGUUACUGGGAGAAGAGCCGCCUUUGGGAGCAGAACCGAAGCAGCUGCCUUCGAUCCGCAGUACGAUAACGAACCCCCCGAGACAGAGGAGAGACUCGGCCCGAUUCUGUCAGCUGUGUAAUGCCUGGUUUAAUAACCCCAUGAUGGCCCAACAACACUACGACGGCAAGAAGCACAAGAAGAAUGCCGCGAGAGCAGACUUAAUGGAGCAGCUCGGCCAGACACUGGACCCCGAGGCCCUUAGAGCUCUGAAACGCAGUUACAGCUGCAGCUUGUGUCACGUUGUCCUGAACUCCAUAGAACAAUACCACGCUCAUCUGCAGGGGUCCAAACAUCAGACCAACCUGAAAAACCGAUUGUGAGAUUCGAGAGCAAAGCCGUGAAUGGAGGCCCGACUUGAGCGGUUCUUUGGCCGUCGCACAAAAACGUGGACCUCACACAGAGACGGGCAUCUUUCUCAAACGGCCUUUGUCGCAUUCGAAUGUUUCACUUUCCGGACACAGAGGCAGCCUGCGUGACUCAUGGAAUUCCGAAUGCCCACAGGAGGCAAAGUCCAGCGGGGGCUGUCUCCAUUGACACACGACCGAGUACUUCGCAGACGAGGAAGAAUCUGUAUCUUCCGAGCCCGCUCAUCCCUAGAGACGAUAGCUUGUCGCCGGUUAGGUUGCAGAUAAAAGAGAUUAUGCAAAAUGUAACCUGAAUUCCUGCAAAAAAAUGAAAAGAAGAAAAUCCAAAACUAUUUCUUGAAAGUUUUUAAACUUUUUGAAGAAAGAACUUGCAUUUAUUUAUAGAUAGACAAAAAUGCUGGAGAAACUCAGCAGGUGAGGCAGCAUCUAUGGAGCAAAGCAAAAAGGCAACGUUUCGGGUCGAGACCCUUCUUCAGACUCGGCAUUUAUUUAUAUGUAAUCUCUCACAAGGUCACGAGCCCCAAGUCUUCUCGGAAUCUAUUAUGUACUUUUAAAGUGUAAUUUUUUUUUUCUCUCGAGAAACGCAUGAUUGAGUUGGGCCCACCAAGUCCGCAGGAAACAGCUGGAGAAUUGGUCUGGAUCCUUGGUGAGCUGCUAUACUCCCCAGCUGAGCGGACACAGGGGUAGGUGGGUUUAUUCCAAACGACAGGACCUCCAGAGGUGCAUCAUUGACAUCAUGGAGGUGUCAGCCUCAAUUAAACGCUUAAAGCUGUGAAGCUGAGUUUGGUCCCAUGGGAGUGAGGUGAAGACACCAGUGAUUCAUUCCGUUGGAAUCCUAUUUCUUCAUUGGUGGAGCCUGGAUCACAAUCUGUUCGAGCCACUCAGUAUGAAGAGUCCUAUUUGAAUGCACAACAAAAAUUUCCCUGCUAUUGCAUAUCCAAGAAAUUAAAAGUCCCCCUUUUGGUUUUGAAGGUUUUCAGAGGUCUCGAAGCAAUACAGUUAAACACACAACAUGCUCACCUAUAAACAAACGGUUAUUGUGCGGUGAUUAUACUGAAGGUAGACACAAAACGCUGGAGUCAUAAGUCACAAGGUCAGAAGUGA
Amblyraja radiata (thorny skate) is the source of this 2106-nucleotide messenger RNA. RefSeq names its product zinc finger matrin-type protein 4. The transcript has 7 exons. Gene Ontology annotation, cellular component: nucleus. The coding region runs from base 193 to 957 and encodes 254 amino acids. Gene Ontology annotation, molecular function: zinc ion binding; nucleic acid binding. Lineage: Eukaryota; Metazoa; Chordata; Chondrichthyes; Rajiformes; Rajidae. The record is from RefSeq and is a predicted model, not a curated record.